AUGAGCGCCCUCCAGGAUCAGCUCAAGCAAGUGGAGUCUGCCGGCCUCGGUGAGGCCGUCCGCAGUCUCGAGUCCAAGAUCCGGCGCGCCCAUGUGCAAGUGGGCGAAGCAGUGACGAAGGUGAAGGCGCUGAUCCCGCAGGUCAUGCGGGUGCAGAAGGAGAAGCAGUCUGAGCAGAGGGAUGAGAAGCUGCUCAAGGAGAUGAUGGCCGCCAUCACCGAGAAGUUUCACGCGGCCGAGGACUUGGCUGAAAAGGCGGAGAUUACCUCGGCGAUGAUCGAACACGCUGGGGAAGACCUGAACGAGGCGCAGAAGGCGGCACAGCAGACGGAGGAGUCCGCAAAGCAGGCUGCUGCUGCUGUCAAAGAGGCGCUGACUGCCAUCGGCCUGAAACUGGGCAUGCUGAAGAACUUCGAGAGCGACCAGGGCCGGCUCAAGGCCACUGACGCCCUGGGCAGCUUUCGGGAGAAGCUGCGGGUGGCGAACCAGAAGUUGGUGCCCUUCCUGCAGGCCCAGGAGACCUUCAAGGCACACGCGGAGGCGAAAGCCUUGUCAGACGAGCUGGAGGCAAGACUCGCGCCCGCAGAGGUGGAGGUGGACAAGGCGGAGCAGGUGGCGGAGCCUCUGCUGAGCUUCGCAGAGGCCGCGUUGGCCGCCGGGCAAGCGGCAGCUGAGGCCACCGCCACGCCCAAAGCGAAGGCCAAGAGCAAUCAGAAGGACAAGGAGCCCCAGAAAGCUGCGACCAAGCAGGUGCUCCCGCCGCCGGAGGUGGUGGCGCAGGCCGGAAAGAUCGCUACAGAUGCCGCAGCGACCCUGCAAGGGGUGAUGAAGAUGUUGGACCAGAAGCGAAGCUCGGCACGCCUUUGGUCGGGUGCGAAAGCUCGACUCGCGGAAGCCAACGCCAAGGUGUGGGAAGACUAG
Effrenium voratum is the source of this 921-nucleotide messenger RNA. Lineage: Eukaryota; Dinophyceae; Suessiales; Symbiodiniaceae. The record is from the annotation of a GenBank genome assembly.